Messenger RNA from Heterotrigona itama, 3298 nucleotides. The record is from the annotation of a GenBank genome assembly. NCBI's taxonomy places the organism in Eukaryota, Metazoa, Arthropoda, Insecta, Hymenoptera, Apidae.
AUGAUUAUUAAUUACAAUGUUGUACAGUAAUGUAUUUUACAAUAAUUUUUUCAUAUUGUUAAAUCUUGAAAUAAACUUACGUAAAAUAAUAAUAUUUUAUUUGAAGUUCAGAGGUUCAAUUUCAUAAAUAGCAUGUCCAAAAUAUUUAUAUCGUGAAGAUGUAUCAUUCUGCGUAACAUUUAUUAACUGUGUAAUACUUUCAUCAUUGUUUAUUUUACGUUGAGUACGUUUAUAUUCAAUAAUUUAUCGGAUAUUAUUAUAGUUUAUAAUAUCUAUAAAAGAAUGGCGGAACAUCGCCCUGUGGACAUAAGGAAUGCAAGGAAUUUGUAUCGAAAGGGAAAAUUUGGGAGAUUAAAGAGAAUUGCGGUUUUCAUUCCAGAUUUUCAUAAGCGGCGCUGGUUAAUCCAUGAUUUAUCGGUCAGCUACCACUACGAUUAUAGAAGAGUGAAGAUGUGAAACUAUAUGCUGAAUUACGAACACUGCAGAAACGCGGCACCAGGUGGAGCAAUUAUCUUCAUCAUCGUAGAGUUGAGUUAGAGUCGUGUGUGAGAUUCGUGUGUAAGAUUUGUAGUGAUUUUUGAAUUAAAACGUCGGGGGACGACACAUCAAAUGAAAGCAAUAUGAGUACAUUAGAUAAUGACAAUGAUGAAAAUGUUAACUUAAACGAUAUAAAACACGAAGCUUUUAAGAUUGAUGAUUAUGAAAAAGAAAUUGACAGUGACGACUUCUCCAGUGACGUUCCAGAAGUUAAUAAUGAUGAAAAUACAGAAGAUAAUCAAGACAAGGUAAAUGAUUGUCAAGAAGAUGAAUAUGUGGGACCAGUACUUCCUGGAGGCCAUAGAUUUGAUAAAAAGUUUAUUUGUGUUAAAUAUCCUGGAAAUGUUAUUAAUCCAGACAAAGCUAUAGAAACUUUAGGUGGCAUUCAAAGUAUUUCAACGGCAGUAAAUACACCAAAUCGACGAUUGGAGUUAAGAUUUAGACCAGAUGAUAUUUAUUGCAAACCAACUUGUGGCGAUAGACACAAUACUAAUGGUCUCUUGCUUAGAAUUAGAAUUAAAAAAUCUAGAGUAAAAAAAGCAAAAGAAGCUGAAGCAAAACAAGAAAGGAAACCACCAGCAAGUACUGUGAAAGUAAAUGAUUCUUCAGUUGAUGACAAUGAAAGUAUUAAAAAUAAUGUGAAUAAAAUAGAUGUAUCAGGGAUUGAAGAUAAUAAAGAUCAACAAGGACAACUUAUAACUGAAUUAAUUGAUCAAAUACAAAGUUGUAGUUUUACUACUUUAGAUGAUCCUGUUCCUGGUCCUUCUCAUAAAGAUUUAUAUUCUGAGAAUGUUAAAGAUGUACAGGAUCAACUAGAUACAAAUUUAUCAAAGAGUAAAAAAGAUAUAGCACCAACAUUUGAACGUAAUAAGUAUGAGGAUCUUUCCAAAGAUAAGGAUUAUGAAUUGCCAAAAUUACAAAUUUUAGGUAGAGUUGAUACAGAAUUUAAAUUUACAAGUCUUUGUGAUUUUCAAUAUUUACCUAUGACUCAAAGUAAGGAUGACCCUAAAAAAUUAGAGUGUAUAUAUCACAAAAUUUAUCCCAAUAGUAUACCACAUUAUUCUUGGUUAAGGAAUGACGUGCCUUACUUUCUCCCACCAGCUGCGUUCAGCAGAAUGGAUACAGUACAGCAAUAUGUACCAAAAACUGAAGUUAAUUCAUAUCCAGAAAAUAUAAUAGGAAAGAGUAGAAAGAGAAAGACAGGAUUUUCGAAUUUUAUUUACUUUUCAACAUCAGAAGUUCCUUCUAAACCACCAACAGGCAUAGAGACUGCUAUGAAAGUCAAGUUUAUUCAGAAUAUACACUUUGAACAAAUUCGUCAAAUUUUUGAGGAGCGACCGAUUUGGUCAAAGAACGCGAUAAUGUAUAAAACGAAAUUUUCUCAUGAACGAUUGAAAAUUUUACUACCUGCCGUCGCAUAUUAUUUCGUGACUGGUCCAUGGAAGAUUAUGUGGGUAAAAUUGGGAUAUGACCCAAGAAAAGACAUUUCUGCAAGAAAAUACCAAACUUUAGAUUAUAGAUUAAAAGCUAUGCAUGGUUUGGGAUCUACUGUAAAAUGUAAAAGAAAUUACUCAGAUUAUACAUUACCAUAUAAAUCCACACCAGCUGCAAAGCAAAAAACAAUUGUACAAAGUACUGCUUCAAAUCAAGAACAAAGUUCUAAAAAGGAGCAAGAUUUAAAUGAAAAUGUAUAUAUCUAUCGAGAGGGAAUGGUACCUCCUUCAAGACAAAUGUUUUAUCAGUAUUGUGACGUUCUUGUAGAUGAAAUACAAGAAAUGUUAGCAAAGUUACCAGAUCUACCUGGUUCUAAGUGCCAUGAAAAAAGAGGCUGGUUACCAAGUGGCUUUGAUGUUCAGUGUAGAGAAAUAAUUAACAAACAAGUUCGAGCUGUUUUGAGGAAGCAAAUGAAUAUACCUGAAGAUCAUCCUACAUCUUUACCUCGAAAACGCAAAUCAAGAAUUAAAUUAAAGCUUAACAAACUUAAAGGUAAAAAGAAAAAGAGAAAAAGUUCUCUUUCUAGUGCAGAGGAAAGUGAAGGAAAAUACGAUCAAUUUGAAUCUGGUGCUGUUAUAACAGAAAAUGAGUGAACUGUGUUUCUAGGUAAUAAUUUUUAUAUUCAGUGUGGUCCAAUAAGAAUUAACAUUUGAAUAUCUCUAUUGUUUUUGAAAAUAUAAAAAAGCCUUAGGUUUUUGCAUAUGAAAUGGCGGAUUUUACAAGUACGUAAAAUCAUUUAAAAUUUCACGAUUAAAAAUGAACUUUAUUAAAUGUCAACUUAAAGUUUGAAGCUUGUUAAAUUCAAUAUGAUCUGUGUUUUGUUAAAUGUUUUAUAUGUUUUAUACGUUAUAAAAUUAUUUAUCCAAUCCAUGUACAUUGAAUACAUUUCUAUAAAACUUGAAGCUUCAAUCUAAUAAAGAGUUGUUUAUGACAAUAAUGUAAAUAUCUUAAAAACUGCCAUUUACGUGAAAAAUUUAGAAAUAUUAACAAUUAGCAACAAUAAUCAACAAUAAUCGAUUUUAAUUGUAAUAAUUAUUUAGGAUAGAAAAAGUAUGUCGAAUUUAGGCAAUUGAAAGUUAUUAUUUUCAAGAAAGUUGACAUUACGAAUUUCGCCAUUUUUCAUUUGGAACAACUUAUAUAUAAAUAUAUAUAACAUUAAAUAUAUAUAGUUUAAUAUAUUACAUACAUUAUAUAUAUUAAAUAUAUAUAUUUUAUAAGAUUUGAUAAAUAAAUACUUUGUAAAUACCUACAAAUAAAGUUUAUUCAA